Messenger RNA from Zea mays, 1391 nucleotides. RefSeq lists its product as uncharacterized. The coding region runs from base 195 to 914 and encodes 239 amino acids. The record is from RefSeq and is a predicted model, not a curated record. Lineage: Eukaryota; Viridiplantae; Streptophyta; Magnoliopsida; Poales; Poaceae. The transcript has a single exon.
UCUAUAAAUAGCUCCCAUGCAUGGCCUGCUCUCAUGCACAGUUGCAUACAUACUACAGUCUACAUAGUAAGAGGUGAAGAGCGCGCUCGUGUAUUAGCUAGCAAUCUUCAUCUCGAACUUGAAGCUUACGAUAGAUCCCUUGCCAGGAGUCACCCCUUUACGUACGACGUAGUACGUGUUUAAUUUGCUCCAUUAUGGCUCCAAGCAGAGAGGCGUGUGCGGUCGCCAUGGCGGUCAUGGCGGGGCCGUUCCUUGCGAUGGCGAGCAACGCCGCCGUCAGCGCCAGCGCCAACAGCACGGGCAACGGUGAGGUCAAGCGGCGGCGCCGGACCUCGUCCACCAACGCCCUCCAGCGCACCGCGUCCGACGUCUCCGCCUACGAGCUCCACCACCACCACCACGGCGUGGUGACGAACAAGGACGAGAAGGCGGAGGCCGAGCAGCAGCAGCCCGCCGUGCCUGAGGCGUCGCCGGUACUGCAGCACGCCAAGUGCGAGUGCUGCGGCAUGUCGCAGGAGUGCACGCCCGAGUACAUCCGCGGCGUGCGCGCCAGGUUCGCGGGGCGCUGGGUCUGCGGCCUGUGCGCGGAGGCGGUGACGGAGGAGGCCGAUAAGAAGAAGGGCGGGCCGCUGGAGGAGGCGCUCAAGGCGCACAUGGGCGUGUGCAAGCGGUUCAACGGCUUCGGACGGACGCACCCGGUGCUGUUCCAGGCCGAGGCCAUGCGCGAGAUCCUCCGGCGCCGGGCCACGGCCACGCUCGGCCCCAGGUCCAGGUCCAGCAUCAACCCCAGGGAGGUCAACAGGGAAGUCGCCAAGGCCGCCGGCACCGGGAUCUCACGCAGCUCCAGCUGCAUGACCUUCAUCGCCGACCACGACUUCAACCACCGGGCGUCGUCGUCGAUCAACAAAAACUGAUUCUCGAUCACGACGAGUUUUUAGUAGCAUGGCAAGCUUCGCACUUGUUUAAUAAUUAACCUUCAAUUCUUUGGAGGCUAGAAAGCUAAGGUGCAUUAUUAAUUAGUUCGCUUCAUGCGUUAUUAAUUAGCUUUCUUUUUAGGCCGGCUAGACUAGAGAGUGCAUGCAUGGUUCUGUUUACAAAUGCCAUUACGCGCUGUUUCUUUUUGCCGCACUUCUAGCUAGCUUUGAGCUGAUGUAUAGGCCAGUGGAAUGCAUUAUGAAUGCAUCGAUCGCCACCUCCGGCAGGGUUCAGGUCGUGGCUCAUGGGUUUACGGUUGUUUUUUAUGGGGCUUUGUUUGGCACUCGUUGUGGCGUUUUGCCUCACACGAUCGAGGCGCUGACAUCAGCUCUGUUUAUAUGGCUAAAACUUAUCUGACCCAAUUUUAGCUGGCAUGUACUAGAUCUUCUAAAUGAAUAAAUAAAUGCAAUUAAUGA